Messenger RNA from Hypoxylon trugodes, 3297 nucleotides. RefSeq lists its product as uncharacterized. Gene Ontology annotation, molecular function: protein binding. The coding region runs from base 266 to 3184 and encodes 972 amino acids. The transcript has a single exon. Lineage: Eukaryota; Fungi; Ascomycota; Sordariomycetes; Xylariales; Hypoxylaceae. The record is from RefSeq and is a predicted model, not a curated record.
GAGUCUUAUUCUGCCUUAGUAUCUACCUAGGUACCUAUCGCCCUUCAUUUUCUAAUGGAAGACUAUAUGCCUAUGCUAUUGGCUGAGUUUAGGAACAAAAUUGGCUAGUUGCUUAUUCUCUGGUUACACUGAAGCUCAGCCUCACCAUGAUCAUUCAUCUAUCCAAGCAUUCAACCCAUUCACUCAAGGUGGUUCCCGAUGCCCAACCUUCACAAAAACUCGCAAAAAUUGCAAUAGCUAACGCUGCUGUGCAGCUUUGGCCUCAAUGUCGAGGAAAGAACCUCAUUCAAUCCACAAGCAGAAUAUAGACGGGAAUGCUCGGGUUCAUAAUGGUGACACAUACAUCUGGACAGGUGACGAAUUCGACGUGUAUCGCAAAGAUCGCCCUCGCGAUAGGCUGACCGACGACCGUGGUCAAUUUAUCACCCGCAUCUUAGGAACGUUGUCGUUUGAUCAGAUGCAUACUCGCCAGCAGAAUCUACAGCAACCUACCCCGAAGACUUGCAGAUGGAUUCUGGAGACCCCCACAUACAGAACCUGGGUCGAUCCAGGAAAAUUUCACAUUCAUAAGGGAUUCUUCUGGAUUAGGGGGAAGCCUGGUGUGGGGAAAUCAAUACUCACGAAUUAUAUGCUCACUAACUCAGUCAAACAAAUGCCGCGUGCGAAGCCGAUUUCAUUUUUCUUCAAUGCACGCGGGCACGAGUACGAGCGGGCGCUGUCUGGGCUAUAUCGGAGUAUGUUAUUCCAACUUCUUUCCGCAUUCCCAGAUAUUGCUCAAGCAUUUUAUGACCUCAACUUUCGAGACCCCGGAAUGGUCGAACGAAACGGUUGGCAAGAGCAAAGUUUAAAGAAUGUCAUUUCGCGCGCUAUUGGCAAACUAAGAGGCCAACAUGUCGCGUGUUACGUCGACGCUUUAGACGAGUGUCCCGAAGCGCAGACUCGAAGCAUGAUCCAAUUCUUCCGAGGCCUUGGCGACCAAGCUUCUGAGGCUGGUGUCCGCCUUAACGUAUGCUUUUUGAGUCGACAUUAUCCCAACAUAUCGAUUGGUAGAGGGUUGUAUUUAAUAAUCGAGCGAAACGGUGGUCAUCAGCUUGACAUGAAACAAUACAUCGAAACCAAUCUUAUAGAUGAUUCAUCAUUAGUAUCAAGGCAAGAGAUCAAUGAUCAUAUCCUCGAAAAGGCAUCUGGAGUCUUUCUCUGGGUGGUUCUGGUCAUUCCAAUGUUGAACGCGGCCUUCGAUUCGGGGAAAACAGAAGCUCUAAACGAUUUACUUUGUAGAUUACCGUCAGAACUUAUGGAGCUAAUCUACGAUAUGCUGACCCGCGAUUCAGAAGAUUGGGGAGCUAUGCUUCUUUGUAUCCAGCUAGUUAUGUCCGCGCGUCGAUUAACCUCAAGAGAGCUCUAUUUCGCCAUCCAUUCUGGGCUUAACUAUAAAACCCCGCCAGGCAAUUCGAUAUCAGGAGAAACCAUACGCCGCUAUAUUAUCAGCUCGUCGAAGGGUUUGGUUGAAGAAAUUACGGAUGAACUGCAAGGAGGUUGGAUACAAUUCAUUCAUGAAUCAAUUCGGGACUUUUUUCUGACCCAGGAGAACGGAAUUCGGCAAUUCUGGCCCGAUCUAGGCGCCGGAUUCAUGGGUGAAAGUCAAGAAGCUAUGAAACAGGCCCGUUUUAAUCAGGUACAAUCUGUUCUAGUCCCUAACAUGCCUAAAGCUAUCUAUCUUUUCAGGAAAGACGGGUCGCGCUACAUCUCUGGUCUCGAUCCCCAGCUGAAAGGUCGAAUAGGAGAGACAUAUCCGUUUCUCUGGUACGCUAUCGAUAACACCCUAUUCCAUUCUAACGAAGCAGAGUCUCUUGGAGUACAGCAGUCAAUUUGGAUGCAACAUGUUAUAUCAACACAAUGGAUCGGCUUGCGCGACCUUCUAUAUUUUCGUGGGGGCGCUUAUUCCCGACCCGAUGCGAAUAUAUUAUUUGUUCUAGCAUCUCAAAACUUGAUUCACCUGGUUAAACACUGCCCAGGUAGAACGGACCACUUGAAUGUUCAGGGGGGAUACCCUUUAUGUGUUGCAUUAGCAUAUGGCCAUUGCGAAGUUGCGCGAUACCUUGGCCUUGAGGUAUUUCUGGAACAAGGCUUAGUCGUUGAACUUAACGAACGAGACGAAGCAUACUUUUCUAAACCGGGGGACAAUCGAUACUUUGACCCCUCAGUGAGCCUGCUGGCCCAGUUAGCACAACUCGACUCUGCCACAGCCAUGAAGAUCGUGUUGCAGGUAUUAGGAAAAAACACCUUCAACCAGCUAGAUGAUGGAGGCCAGACACCAUUGUUCCAUGCUAUUAAUAAUGGAUCUGUCAAUGUAGUUCAAUGGUUGUGUUCAGAAGAAAGCAUUGGUCUCAAUAUUGUGGGCGAUAAGGAUCACGCUGUGUUGACACAUCUAUGUAAAGACCUCCGAAAUUCGCACAUCAACCGCUUCAGCGAGGGGAAGUAUCAAGACAUCCUACAAGCUUUAGUACGCUCUGAAAGGGUCCAAAAAGAUUAUAGGGAUGCUCUUGGUCGAACUCCUCUCUCAUAUGCCGCCGAACACGGCCCAGGUUGGGUCAUAAAUUUGUUGCUUGAAACUAAGAAAGUCGAUAUUAAUUCGAGGGAUAAAUUAGGUCGUACGCCUCUCUCUUACGCGGCUGAACAACCUUACCGGGAGUUUAUAUAUACCCUUUUCUCUUGUAAGGGCAUUGCUGUUAACUUGGGGGAUUGCUACGGUCGAACGCCUCUAUCAUACGCGGCUGAGUGUGGUCAUCAUGGGAAUGUAGAGGUUCUUCUCAAUUCGGGAAAAGCGAAUGCGAAUCUAAAGGAUGCCUUCGGGCAGAGUCCUUUACAUUGGGUGAUAUUGAACAACGAUGAGUGGCAAGAUCACCUGAUUGCUCAUCGUAUCCGGAAGACUGUGUAUGUCUUACUGAAGACGGGACGGGCGGAUGUUGACUCGGAAGCCAACGAUGGCUUGACGCCCUUAACUAGGACCAAACUCAUUUUACAGAAAGAUAUGAGGCACAUGAAUGCUCUGGAUGUGAGUUGUUUUAUGGACUGCAUCGAAACUAUGGAAAGGUAUAAGCUUGGCGAGAGUAUAGAAGGGGUCUGGCUACCAAAAGUGGGUAUUGUAUCAGAUUACUGGAUCGAUAUAAAUAAUCCUGAAUAGGGGUUGUAAUGAAGGCAAAUAGAUCCUAAACUUUAGUAAAUAACAACAACGGGGCUACACGAAUCCCUACUGGUAUAGACGCACUAGGAGCCAUAACGUAAUAAUAUUCACUA